Messenger RNA from Malassezia pachydermatis, 4575 nucleotides. Its product is annotated as arm repeat-containing protein. NCBI's taxonomy places the organism in Eukaryota, Fungi, Basidiomycota, Malasseziomycetes, Malasseziales, Malasseziaceae. The transcript has a single exon. Gene Ontology annotation, cellular component: Scc2-Scc4 cohesin loading complex. The coding region runs from base 1 to 4575 and encodes 1524 amino acids. Gene Ontology annotation, molecular function: chromatin binding. The record is from RefSeq and is a predicted model, not a curated record. Gene Ontology annotation, biological process: regulation of gene expression; establishment of mitotic sister chromatid cohesion; replication-born double-strand break repair via sister chromatid exchange.
AUGACGAGGGCGUCAGACUCUGAGGUGGUCCCCUCUUCGUCACCUAUACCCUCGCUCCAAGCUAGAUCGGGUGUGAUUGAACUCUCCUCAGAUGGGAUUGAAGCACUUGUGAAUGAUGUACCUGCCCGUCUUCGUGCGUCUCUAAGUGGGUCGACGAAUCCUCGCCCAGAAAAGCAUGGCUUGUCUGUCUCGGACGAUGAUACCAACAAAAAAUACGCCCGAUUCGAGACGACUCUUCCGGACACAAGUGAUAUAUUUGCCCUGGGAUGGAGUGAUGGGUGGGAUCUCGAUGAUGCCCAACUCUUUUCGGAUGAAUCUUUACUCCUAACGUCCGACGCCCCGCCGUCUUCACCUAUUCCAACCCCCGACUCCCUUCGUGCACCCCAAACGCCUGGAGAGAUUUUAUUACGAUUUCUCGACUCUCUGCUGGCCGAGGAGGAUGAAUGUGGUCCUGACGCCACAGAGUUUGUCAUGGUGGGCAGGUCCGAAGGCGAAAUUGUCAUCCUUCCUCGUGCUGCACAACAGCUCUAUGGCUUGCUCAGUCACUGCGCACGCGAAACAGAUAAAGCUAUCUUACAUGGUGGAAAAACGACAAGCUCCAAACCAGUUCAUCUCCUAGAUGUGGACACCACCAAACUACAGCGUCUAAUCGCUCUUCUUGAUACCACCAUCCGGCGCACUAGUAUACUAAGUUUGUCCGCUCCACUUGACGAGUAUACGGUACGAUGCUGCAAUGCCGCACUGAUUUGCGUGCGUAGCUGUCUUCUUAUCUUUGCAUACGACCAACUCCCCAAGUUCUUGUUCUCCGAAGAAACCUUAUUGUUAUGUGUGGAUACACUCAAAGAGACUCUCAACCAGUUCAUUUUACCUCUUGCCGAUGCUUGCACCAUGUCACCCAAGAAAGGAUUGGCACUCAAACUCGAGAAAAACGAGAUAUCUGACUCGCUGCAAGCCCUCCUGGACAUCCAUUUUCGCCAGGUAUGUGCCGCUACGUCCAUGCUUGAGCCUCUUUUCUGCCUAAGCAGUCUGGCCAUGUCUGAGACCUUCACGAUCCGAAGUGUCUAUCUCUGCAUUGCGCCUUAUAUAUCUUCUGACCUCGCGAUCGGUCCCAAACGUGCUGUGCACUCACAUUAUCUGCAAGUCCAUGCUCUACGUCCCCUUCGAUUGGCAUCGCUAGCAACUCUUCGCUCUAUUAUGGCUCGUUGCUCCGACCAACGUGUAUGGAUUAUUACUCAGAUACUUUCUUCCUCUCAUCUCUUUCCUGAUAUGCGGCAGCGGAAGCGAUGGUUCCGCCUGUCAAAUGGACGUUCUGUAUAUAUGAUGACAGCUAUCCUCUUGCAACUUCUACAGGCAGCCUCUUACUGUGCGCCUGCCCUCCUGGAACAGUCCUAUGCUUGGUUCGAUGAAGCUGAGAUCAGGGCAGAUAAAGAAAAACCACCCAGUCAAGAGCAGCAGGAGUUUCUACAUGCGCUUGCUAGCUCACUGUCCGGUGCCUUGGUAAAAAAUUGCAACAAAAGCAAUGAGCUGAGUAUUGAUGACCAGCCUAUGACCACUGUGGCUGCUGUAGUGGAAGACGUUCUCAUCCUCCUGUUCCUGCCUGACUGGCCAGCAGCUAGCAUCCUUCUUUCUACACUUACCAAGACAUUCAUCGUAGCCCUCCGUGAAACCAAAGGGCCCAAGGAGAUCAAGAAUGUUGCUCUUGACCAACUUGGUCUGAUUGCCACAAGCAUUAGGCAAGCCGAGCUAGCCAUGCAAACAAAGCGCGCAAAGCGAUGCGGCGAGCUUCAGUAUAUGUCGGACAUUUGCCGUACAUGCAAUGUGAAUGCGUUAUACGACUUGGACGAGGCAUAUCGCUCUAUCAUUUACAGUAUGCAACAUGCCCGGAAAAAUGAUCCAGCUACGGAGGCUGCUGCUCGGUUUGUCCAGGCGCAAUACCUUUAUGAGCUCGCUUUGGCUCUACGAUCCCUGUCAUGUGAUGACAAUGCGACACAGGAAUUUCUUGCUACGCUGACCACCCUUUCACGUCGAACGGAAGAGGCCCCAUCACGCUUGCGCAAGGACUCUCACAUACUUCCCCAACUUGUCUUGCACAGUACAUUCUUUAUACCCUAUUCCAAAGUGCUUCAUGUCAUCUUGUCGCAAGUGAAUUCCCAGGCGCUCUCACUCCGGACACGGUCCAUGCGGGCUUUAGGCAGCAUUUCGCAUGUGGAUCCGUCAUUCUUGAGCAAUGGCGAUGUCCGUCGUGUGAUCAGUGAGCAUAUGGUGGAUAGCGGCGCAGCGAUUCGGGAAUCCUGUGUGGCUAUAUUGGGAGCUUUCUUGCUAUCCUGCCCCAAGUAUAUCCCUACGUACUACGAACUGUUCAAAAGCCGUAUGCUGGACACGGCAGUGAGCGUUCGAAAGCGUACAGUGAAGUUUAUGCACGAUGUAUACUAUGCCAGUGACGUGAACGAAGUAAAGACGGGUGCGGUGCUAAGUCUUUUGCAGCGUAUGCAGGACAUUGACCCUACUGUUCAAACGAUGGCCUUUGAGUCUUUGAUACAGCUCUGGCUAGGUCCUACAUCCAAGGAAAAUGUCUCUACGAUUAUGCAUCAAUUACUGACGGCUUGCCGGGUCUUUCAUUGGAGGCCCUCCCCCCUGGAUGAAUUUUUACGGCGCCUCGGUGACGAGCGCAAAGACAGUGAAGAGAUAGCAAAGCUGGCCCAGGUGGUCGACGAGAUGCUGCUUUGCUGUGUGACGGACGAGGAGACUCUUACGUCGUUUCGAAGCUGGUCGUAUGUGGUGCAAGCGAUUGCCUCUGCCCAUCCCAAUGUGGUAAGCAUCACGCGUGCCAAGCAGCUCCUUCCCUAUAUUGAAAACCCUGAAUCUAUUUCGGAUGUGGAACGGAUGGAAGCUUUGUUACGUAUAUUCAUUGUAUGCCUACCGCAUAUGCCCAGGACAGCUUUAUCGUUUGCCAAGUCCUUAGAGGAUAUAUUGGCCCAUAUGAUCACGCACUGUCGAAUCCAUCCAAGCACGUCUCCAUUCGAAGCCAUUGUCCAAUGUUUCUGUCUCACAAUUGCCUACCAGACACAUCACAAGGACCGCCUUGAUCAGAUGUUUGACAAGUGUAUGAGACGAUUUCGACGAAUUACGUCGGCUGAUACCAUUUCGGCAUCCCAGAAGAUUGUCGUAUACAUUCUUGCGAUGCUAGCCGGCUUUACUCCAUCGUCUGUUUUUGACCCGGGCGUCACCACGUUGAAGAUCCUAUUUUCUCGUCUUUUGCAGCUGUACUCGACGGCUGCAUGCGAGGGCCAGCAGCUCAUGUUAGCUGCAUUGGGCUACCUACUGAGGGCCCAUCCUACGUUUUUCCUUGACCAUGCCAUGAUCCCGAUUGUUCACAAAGAGUUGCAGGGUGGAAACCGAAAAGAACUGCUUCUCCAACCUCUGCUAGACUAUCUUUCGAACGACGAAUAUGGGCCACAGUUUGGGUCUGAAUCUAUUCGUGAACAGCUCCAAGGUCAAGCCAUCAACGAUGCGGGUCUGGCCUCUGUUCUUUUGCAACAGUUUGCUGAGGAUAUCCUGGGUGUGACUCUCCUGUUUCGUUAUCGGACUGUGCAACACAUGGCGAUGGCGAUUCUUCGCAUCGCCAUUCGCCAGGGCCUCAUGCACCCUGUGCAAUGUAUACCCUACUUGAUCGCCCUGGAAACAAGUGAUGAUGAGAUGCUUUGUUUGCAAGCUGCUCACUUGCAUCGAUACUUAUUUGCACGUCACGCGUCGCUGCUAGCUACACGCGUGAAAGAAUGUGUACGAAUGGCUGGGCGUAUUCACGACACUUCUGGCAGAUACCCUCGCGGGGCCCGGGUCAAGGAUGCAUUUCCGGAGGCUCGCUUCCAAACAUGGUUUGAUAUUGUCUCAGAGCGUCGUUCUUCCCGUUUAGGGUUUCUUCGAUCUCUGGUGCAUACUAUGGACGUGGAUAUGGAUCGGCCAUGCACGGAGGAAGAUGUGGCCUGUUCGUUGUUUGUCGCUGACAACCUGGCCACCAUGGAGUACCGUGUCGCCGAAGAGCCCCUGCUUGUUCUAUAUGAGCUGGCGCACCUCGAAGCGUCAACAGCCCAGUCCUUUACCAGUUUAGCGCAGCGUCGUCUACGUACAGCGGCCCAUCAACGAGAGCUAAGUCCGUUGACGGACGAAGAAGACGAAGUGGCUCAUUCCGAUGCGAGCAGCGAAGAAGACCAGGCGUUAGCGACAGGAACUGACGAUGCGGAGUCGAUGUGUCCACUAAAGCGGAGUAGCAUCGGCUCUUUGGCCUUGGCCGCUGCUCGCAUUGACAUCAUUCGCGUGCUUCGAAAGCAUAUCAAGCAUUUGUACAAACUGUCUGAAUCCAAAUGCGCCAAGUUUGAGCCGGACCGUCGUGCGCCGAUGGGCGAUCGUCCCAUAGCAAGGAUGGCGGUGUCGGACGCAGCCAAGGCCCUGACACCAUGGACCAGUGACGAUAUCCCCCGGGCGCACGAAGAAGAGCAGGCCUUGGAGUACCUCGAAAGCUUUGUCGCUCAAGAGGACGACGUGGUGGCCAGUGAAUCGGAUAGCGAGUAUGACUAA